Molecule: messenger RNA, 2054 nt
Organism: Leptopilina heterotoma
Lineage: Eukaryota; Metazoa; Arthropoda; Insecta; Hymenoptera; Figitidae
Gene: Pka-C3
Product: cAMP-dependent protein kinase catalytic subunit PRKX
Exons: 6
Coding region: 468-1442 (324 amino acids)
Biological process (GO): protein phosphorylation
Molecular function (GO): ATP binding; protein serine/threonine kinase activity
Source: RefSeq, a predicted model, not a curated record
UCAGUUCGUUUCUGCAUUGCUUCGAGUGUGUUUGACCGUUGAAAAUUUUUUAUCAACCGCGACAAUCAAAAAAUGUGCACACAAUCGCUACAUAUACUUAAUUAUAAUAAUUAUUCUAUAAAAUUAUAAACAAGUGAUUAUAGUUCAAAAAAAAGUUUUUCUUUACGGACAUCAACAAUAUAUAAAUGAGGGUUAAUAUUUUUGGAGGGAAAAAUGAGUAGAAUUUCAAAAAAAUAUUGAUGAAGAAAAAAGAGAAUAAUAGAAGGAGUAUGAAAGCAAUAUACUCACAGUUUACGAAAGCGAGUUGGACGAACAGGGUCUAAGAAUAUCCACGAGUAGGAUCAUUGAACCAGACACUUCCACGUGCUGUGAAGACUGAGAAAGUAAACGAGAUUCAUCGCGUUUACUUGGUGGUGAAUUAUCGUGAAAGAUCUUGAUUUUUUUUUACUUGAUUUAUAUACGGAAGGAUGUCUGACAAAAUGACCACAGACGAAGAUCGAUAUGAUAUUGAUGAUUUAGAAAUUAUAAAAACAAUUGGUACCGGGACAUUUGGAAGAGUAAUUUUGUGCAGACAUCAGGGUAUUCCUAUGGCUUUGAAGAUCCUUUCGAUGGUGGAUGUGAUUCGAUUGAAACAGGUCGAUCAUGUUCGAAACGAAAUAAAUAUUUUGAAAGAAGUAAAACAUCCCUUUAUCGUGAAUAUGUUAUGGAGCGGUAAGGACGAGGCUAGAAUAUACAUGUUAUUGGAAUUUGUUGCUGGUGGUGAACUUUUUUCGUACCUGAGAGCAGCUGGACGUUUCUCCGGAAGGACGAGUUGUUUUUAUGCUGCCGAAAUAAUUUGCGCUUUAGAUUAUCUACAUAGUAAACAUAUUGUCUAUAGGGACUUAAAACCGGAAAAUCUACUCCUAGACAUUCAGGGUCAUUUGAAAAUUACGGAUUUUGGAUUUUCAAAGAAACUUACAGACAGGACGUGGACACUUUGUGGUACACCGGAAUACUUGGCACCUGAAAUAAUUCAAAGUAAGGGUCACAAUAAGGCUGUGGAUUGGUGGGCAUUGGGGGUAUUAAUUUACGAAAUGUUAGCCGGUUUUCCUCCAUUCUACGAUGAUAAUCCUUUUGGUAUUUACGAGAAGAUUCUGAGCGGAAGGAUCGAAUGGCCAAAGCACAUGGAUCCAAUUGUCAAAGACUUAGUGAAAAAAUUAUUAGUUACCGACAGAACAAAGAGACUUGGAAACAUGAGGCAAGGUGCUGAGGAUGUCAAGAGGCAUCGAUGGUUUAAACUCGUCGACUGGACGCAGGUACCACAAAGAGCACUUACCCCUCCAAUUUGUCCAAGAUUGAAAGCACCCGAGGAUCCAAGUUGUUUUGACGAUUAUCCGGAAAUUGAUUGGCGCUCCCAACCUCCACCACCUCCGGAUCAAUUGGUUCUGUUUCAAGAUUUUUGACCCACAAUAAGUGACUAUCAUAAAUGUUCAAAACAUUUCAAUCCUGCCAUCUUUGCCUAGAAGCAAAAAAAUCAUCUCUUGUCUCGUGAUAUUACACACAGUAUCUCAUAUAUAACUUAUUGUCAGUAAGGAGACUAUAUUUACGAAAAAUCGUGCUUCCAUAAGAAAAGAAAUAUUUUUUAUAAUAUGGAACAAUUAUUUUUCUUCUCACCUAUUGUCAAUUGAAUACUAUAGACUCAAUUGUAUAUUUGGAGACAGAAAAAUUAAUAUACUCGAGAGAGGUUAGAAAACUCGAGGCUUUUUGUCGCUUUUUUUUUAAAAAUAGAGAAAAAAGUGCAAAUAGGAUUAAGGCUGUGAUUUCAAAAAUCUUGUUUGUAUGUGUCUAUAUGUGUAUAAGUGAAAAAUUUUGGAUUUAGAAAAUAUAAAUAGUACUGUUAUUUCUGUAUAUUAAAAAAAUUUACGACGACACUUUGAAAAUAUCUAAGUAAUAGCAAAGACUUACAUAUAUAAAAAUGUUUAUAGCUUAAAAUAAUUUAGUCAUUAUAUUGUAAAUGAUAUUUAUAAAACUAUAAUAUUUGUUAUUUAGUUUUAUGACCGACUUUGUUCAAGAAA